AUGGCGGACCGACUACAACAGCGAUUUACGGAGCAUCUGCGGCUAAACAACCGGUAUCGUUGCGUGAUUUGUUCCCGGUCGCAAUUCGACCGUCGCGGCCUCGGCCGCCACCUAGAAACCGAGCAUGAUAAGCAGACGACCACGCAAGAAGGAGCUGCAGAGCUGCAGCGACUCAUAGAAGCCGGCAGGCCGCGCGAUAAGCCACCUGACCCCGCACUGCCUGCAGUCAGAACCCAUGCUCCGAGCUCCUCAAAACGACCAUCCCCCGAGCCAGAUAUACAACCAGGUGACCAAUCAGAGGGAGCUGGCGGCACCGGAGUUCGGGACAGAGGACCAGAUUGGUCGCCCUCCCAGGACAAGGACGACGACGAAGGAAGCGAUAGACGAAAGCGGAUCAAGUCUCCCACAAGCUCGGUGCAGGUGCAACACACCCAAGGUUCCCCGACGACGACAUCACGCAGCCGAGCCCGCCCACAGCUAUCUGCACGAGCUCCAGGCGACACUCUAGCUGAUCCCCGCAACCCUAAAGGCAGAAGAAUAUGGGAAGGGGGUUCUUUGCGACCGUCCGGCUACGUCCCCGGGCAGAGAGGCUCCUCGAGAUACCAGGAAGCAGACGAGGAAGAAGAUCGAAACACAGUCGAACGAUGCAUUAAACAGCCCCAGACGAGGCCAAUCAGUCACGAGCAAUUAGUAGCCGAAGUCAAGGGUAUCUAUGCCGGCCUUGUCAUGGUCGAGAGUAAAUGUAUCGAGGUUGACAAUGGGCAAAAUGCCCAGAGUGCCUCGGACGCCAAGUUGAGCGACGAACAGUGGCAAGCCCUUAUAGCAUUACACCGCACCCUCCUUCAUGAGCACCACGAUUUCUUUUUGGCUUCACAGCACCCGUCUGCUUCGGCCGCGCUGAGAAGAUUGGCCCUGAAAUAUGCUAUGCCCGCGAGAAUGUGGCGUCACGGCAUUCACUCUUUUUUGGAACUUUUGCGGGCAAGGUUGCCGGAGUCUCGGGAGCAUAUGCUGAGUUUUAUUUAUCUGGCUUAUUCUAUUAUGGCGCUUCUCUUCGAAACGGUGCCAGCCUUUGAAGACGUCUGGAUCGAGUGUUUGGGAGACCUUGGCCGAUACCGCAUGGCGAUCGAGGAUGAUGACCUCAGGGACCGAGAGGUGUGGACAACUGUGUCUAGACGCUGGUAUUCCCGUGCUUCGGACAAGACUCCUUCGACGGGUCGUUUGUAUCACCAUCUCGCCAUCCUUGCACGGCCUCAUGCCGUCCAGCAGCUCUUCUUUUACACUAAGAGCCUGACUGUGGCGGUGCCCUUUCCUGCAGCGAGAGAGUCCAUCCUGACCCUUUUGGAUCCAGUGCUGAGCGAUCCGACCAAAGUACAGACGUUUGAUUUGGCUUUUGUUGAGGUGCAUGCACUGAUGUUUACGAAGAGGCACCUCGAGAAGCUGCCCUACUCGAUGACCAAGUAUCACAAGGUGCUCGAUGAGCAGAUUGCCCGCAACCCCAGGGCCUACAUUGAGAUGGGAUACUUGACAGCCAUUGUGAACUGCUCUGCCGAGCUCGAGUAUGGCUCGGAGAGCAACUGUCUCAUCCAGACGAUUUCUCAGGCCAAGAAGGAAGUCGACGCUGAAAAUGCGAUGGUGGGUAUUGAAUGCUUUGAGCCUGAUGUCACACCCUCGGAGAUAUACAUCAAGGCAAGAAGCUUUUCUGUGAUCACCGAUGAAAUAAUCCUUCGCCGCUUUGGAGACACAAGUUGUUUUGGAUACAUCCACGCCAGACUAGUCUGGCUACUUCACCUGGCUGAGACUCCCCAAGCCAUGGCAUAUAUGGAAGACUUCUUCCCUUGGAAACUAUUGGUUUUAUCCCUGAACUUUCUGCUCGCCGAUCAGAAGGACCUGAGCAGCAUUGAGGCCGAAGCAUUUCCGCGGCCAGAGAAAGGAGAGCAGCGCCCCCUGCGAGAAGACUGGGCUCUCAGGGGCUACCCGGGCACCGACAACUAUUUCCCAUCCGACUGGUUCCGGCCCGAUCUUGAUGAAGAAGACAAGGCAUUCGAGACUGCCAGCAUGACCCAGGACCGGAAAGAGCGCAUCCUGUGGCUGGCAGUCAGGCUAGCUAGAUACCGGAAGUGGAUUACAUAUGACGGUGACAUUCAGCAUAGAUUCAACGCAGUGGCUAAGUACGACAUGGACGUGUCACUGGUGCUCAAAAAAGAGCCGGGACUGGAAGACGGAUCGGGUACGGAGGAUAGCGUGACGGACAGAGACACCACGAUGAGUUCACCCCCCACUAUCAUAGAAUGA
Messenger RNA from Thyridium curvatum, 2292 nucleotides. RefSeq lists its product as uncharacterized. Gene Ontology annotation, molecular function: telomerase RNA binding; protein binding; telomeric repeat DNA binding. Gene Ontology annotation, biological process: nuclear-transcribed mRNA catabolic process, nonsense-mediated decay. The transcript is spliced from 3 exons. Lineage: Eukaryota; Fungi; Ascomycota; Sordariomycetes; Thyridiales; Thyridiaceae. The coding region runs from base 1 to 2292 and encodes 763 amino acids. Gene Ontology annotation, cellular component: telomerase holoenzyme complex. The record is from RefSeq and is a predicted model, not a curated record.